Coprinopsis cinerea okayama7#130 is the source of this 2994-nucleotide messenger RNA. RefSeq names its product rho guanine nucleotide exchange factor scd1. The record is from RefSeq and is a predicted model, not a curated record. Gene Ontology annotation, biological process: septin ring organization; establishment of cell polarity. Bases 1 to 2994 code for a protein of 997 amino acids. The transcript has 8 exons. Gene Ontology annotation, cellular component: division septum; cytoplasm; mating projection tip. Gene Ontology annotation, molecular function: protein binding; guanyl-nucleotide exchange factor activity. NCBI's taxonomy places the organism in Eukaryota, Fungi, Basidiomycota, Agaricomycetes, Agaricales, Psathyrellaceae.
AUGGCCUCGCAAGCAGCUGCGCGCAAAAAAUCGAUAAUCUCGAGCCAAAACCUGCAAAUCGAGACGCCAGUUGCAGGCAACACUCUCCUCAACAAGUCGGCUUCCCAAGCGACAUCCCUUUACCAGCAAUGUGCAUCCCUCCGCUCCCGCCUCAUGCGUAUCCGGGGCUUCUCCUACUACUUCAACCUCGCCGCUGAAUCAACAGACGACCGCCAGUCAACAGACCCAGUCACACAGCUAUGGGAUAUCUUUUCCCUCGGCAUCUCCCUCUGCUACAUAUUCGACCAGCUCGACCAAAACUUUAACAAGAUAAACAACUCCCAAUUCAACCCGGAAAAGUACGAAGCAAACCCAGACAAGGAGCGCAAGCAUGCCAUCGCCCUCUUCGCAAUGCAGGUCCGCAACAACCAGGUCAUGCAGGCAAUCCCUGGUCUAGAGCCCUUCGCCAUCACUGACCUGUGGGAUCGCAAGUCAACAGACGGCCUCGUCAAGGUCAUUAACAGCGUCACCGCCAUCGUCGAGUACCUGCCCGAGGACGUCUUUGAACAGGCCCCCACAUCACCGCCCACACUCUCAGCCCAUGAAUCAUCCGACUCGCUGCACCACGACAGCCUCCCAGCCGGUCCCGCCCCGCCAACAAACGCCCGCGAAGCCCGCCGCAUCCAUAUUACGCGGGAAAUCUUGGAGACGGAGCGCAAGUAUGUCGAGGGGCUCGAAAUCAUGCAGAAAUACGCUACACAGCUCGCACAGCAGAACAUCAUCGAUCAGGACACAAUUCAUCUCUUGUUCCCAAAUCUGAACAACCUUCUCAACUUUCAGCGCAAGUUUCUAAUCCGCUUCGAGUCAACUCUAGAGCAGCCCUGGUCCGAGCAACGUUGGGGGCAGCAUUUCGUCGACUGUGAAGACGAAUUCGCAGUAUACGAACCCUACUGUUCCAAUUUUACCAACGCAACAGAGCUAUUGGUCGCCAAUGAACAGAAUCUCGCGGCUUUGAAUGGCUUCAUCAGUGUCAGCGAACUCAAGGCAUUCCAUAUCACUCCCAUUCAGCGUGUCUGCAAAUAUCCCCUAUUCUUUGGUGACUUGAUCAAGGUCGCUACCGGAGAUGACACCUACCCACAUCUCGAAGGCCUCAAACAGGGCGCAGAGGCUGCUCACCGCAUCACCGCAAAAAUCAACGAAGCACAUCGACGCGCAGACAACGAGCAGAUCGUCAAGUCACUCGCCAAACGUAUCACUGACUGGAAGGGCCAUCACCUAGAAAACUUUGGUGAACUCUUGCUCGAAGACGUCUUUGUCGUGACAAAAUCGGACAUUGAUCGGGAGUACCAUGUCUUCCUCUUCGAGAAGAUCAUCCUCUGCUGCAAGGAGGCUCUCCAGCAACCCCCAAACGGUCGCGGCAAGAACGCCAAGAACAAUUCUAUCCUCAAGAAACAGCCUGCUCCACUACCUCUCGCCACCGGCGGCCAGUCUAUUGCUCAAAGAGAUACUCCCUUGUUACUCAAAGGGCGGAUCUUCCUCGGUAACGUAACCCAGGCUCUCUCUGUCCCCGCUCGUGCAUCUACAGCCUCUGGCAUUCCCGCACAUUUCCCGCUCCAGGUUUGGUGGAAAGGGGAUGAUGAUCUCGAGUUCUUUACCCUGCGUUGCAAACGAGAGGACCAGAUGCGCCAAUGGGAGUCUACCAUCAAUCGCCUAAUCAAGGAAGCUGCACAACGGCGGGCAUCCGAGCGACCUCAUGGGCCCAUUUCCAGGGUGGCCCACCAUUCGCCCAUCGUCCGUGUUCCUCCUACCGACCCCCACUCACACUUUUCCAGUCAAGGCAGUGUCGUCUCGUCAUCAGCAUACUCAUCACAGGCGUCGUCGGCUGUUUCGGCCAGAAGCAGUUCACGGUCAACAGCACCCUAUCAUUACGAGUCGUCCCAUACAUCCUACAGUUCGUCGGGCCCACAGGGCUACCCGCCACACGAAGGAUUCGACCGUGAUGAUGAGGAAGAUGAUCUCGAAGACUACCCACCAGCCUCUACUUCGUAUUCUGGACGUGGAACACCGAUGGGCAAUAGAAGACCGACCGCAUUAAUGAACUCGAACAUGAGUGCUGCGAGCUAUGCCUCGGACGCGAGCUUUGGCAAUUCCCUCCCCACUGGUCCUAAAUCGUCAAGACCUGUGUUGCGGAGUCAGUUUAGCUCGACAAGGCUCAAGUCGGCGUAUGAGGGCGGUGGAGGGCAGAGUCCUGGUACGGCUGGUCCCGUCAAUGGCGUGAUGGCCAACGACUAUAGGAAUGGGAGGUCACCGACACCCAACGGCAAUGCACCUGGCCUUCCCCGUGCUCCUCCGAUGAACCGUUCUAGAAGUGCGAGCCAACCGAGCGCGUACGUACCCAGCAAACCGAUGCCCGCACCUCGUCCGUUGCCCACCAACUCGCACUGGAGCAACAGUCCUGGAGGUAUCCCAGUCAACGUCAAACCCAACGGGAAGCGGGGGAGCGGCUCGAGCCAAAGUACCGGUGACAGCUCGGACUAUUCUCCCAACAGCUCGUCACCCGUCACACCGUUUGGUUCGAGCGAGUCCUCAUUGGUGGGUGGUGUUGGACUCCCGGGAUCUCGAGGCAAGUACGACAGUGGCUACAUGAGCGGACACCAUCAUCCAGCUGCCCACCAGUCGUAUGGGUCGAAUGAGAUCAAUGGGUACCAUGCCAAUGGGCAUGGUUUGCAUUCUGUUUCGUCCCCGAUGAACGCUGGUCCACCGAUCAAGGUCAAGGUUCACUUCCACGAAGAUAUCUUUGUGAUCCAGGUCCCCAGGUCGACGGAAUACGAAGAGUUGGUGGAGAAGGUUGGAAGGAAGAUUCGGUUGUGUGGACCUAGGAGGGACGAUGGGCCGCUGAAGGUCAAGUACAAGGAUGAAGAUGGGGAUUACGUUUCCUUGGGCAGUACGGAGGAUGUGCAGAUGGCGUUCGAGGCUUGGAAACCGGGUGGACAGGUUACGCUGUUGGUCACCUAG